ACAUGUCAAAUUUCGAUUGUAUACAAAACAAGCUGAGCAGAGCAAACAAAAAUUUUCAAAUUCAAUUCAAAUCAAUUGUCGCAAGGCCGUAUAUUUUAUAAGUGUGUAAAAUGAGAAAUUGUUUUGUGCCGCAUUGUGAUGCAUUUUGCAAGAAAAAUGGAGUUUUAAAACGGAUGAUGUUCUCUGCGCCAAAAGACAAUUUCGAGAGCUGGAAGAAGAAAUUGUUCAACAAACGGGAAUUUCGUGAAACGGACCGUGUGUGCGAGCGUCAUUUUGAUCGAACACAAAUUCUAACACAUUGGGAGCACAUCAUCGAUGGCAAAGUGUGUCAAUUGGAACGGGAAAAGCCGAAAAUUAAGUCGAAUGCAGUGCCGUAUUUGAACCUACCCGAUACGUUUUAUUUGGCGACAACGGCGAAAAAGCGUGAAGCCAAAGUGAAGCCAGAACCGAGAAAACGCAAACAAAACCACACAAAUCCGGGCAACAACGAAAAGGCAAUCAAAGAUGGAGCACAAUGCGAAGAAAAUAAUGAAUGGGACACAGUAGCGGUGUUCGAUGUUGAUACCACAGAAAGUCCAAAAGUGCAGAGAAUAAACGCGAAAUCGCAGCCGAAUGGGGUGAAGACCCAAGAUGGCCUGAGUGAUGCGGAAAAACGUCAAAUAUUUGACACCGUCUAUGAUGACAUCUACGAAGUUGUGCUACCAAACACGCUGUGGGGCAUUCACAGAGACCCAGAAGAUCGUCAAUACAUCGCUUUCACAAUGUUCGAUGCCAGUGCGAUGAACAGUGCGAUUGCGGUAAAAAUUACGGACACAUUCAGUGCAAAAGUAUUCGCAAAUGGCGUAGAAAAGACAAGCGAAACGUUACCCGAACUCAGUGUGGAAGUGCUAACAAAGCUGGUUAAUCAGCUAAACGAAAGUGCUGAAGGGGUAACCGAUGCAAAGCCUUCCAAAUAACACGAAUGAAAUAUGUAUAUAUCGUAAGCGUUGUAUCAAUCGAUAGGAAAUAAGACUUUUUCCAAUGUCCAUGUCGCUGCAAAAUAAGGCUAAAUAAAAUUCAUAUCCAAUAAGACGCAAAAAAUAACCCGAGGUCGUUCCUUAAUCUUUUCUAAAAAAAAGUUUUCAUUUAUUCACAUAUUUUAAUUCGAAAGUUAACAUAAAUUUGCAUUUUUUUUUAUUAAAAUAAUUGGUGACGAUAGAAUUUUUGUUUGUUGUUUUAUCUUGUUUUUUUUUUUAAAUCAUCAAUAUGUUACACUGUUUUUUCCAUUUGUUGAAUAUUUGAUACCAAAAAAAACAGCAAGUAGAUAUAACA
Molecule: messenger RNA, 1311 nt
Organism: Sitodiplosis mosellana (orange wheat blossom midge)
Lineage: Eukaryota; Metazoa; Arthropoda; Insecta; Diptera; Cecidomyiidae
Exons: 3
Coding region: 111-956 (281 amino acids)
Source: RefSeq, a predicted model, not a curated record